AUGUGUGCCCCCGUCUUCCCCGAUCUCUUCGAACACGAAGAGGACAUCGACCAGGACGAAGCCAUUCGCACCGGCGAAGUCAUCAACCAAGCGACCCCGCCGCUACGGACGUGGAGGAAAGGCACUGCUCUACCUAUUUUCUACCGGCAUGGCCAUGAAAGUGAUGAGGAUUACAGUGAUACGGACUCAGACACCUUGAAUGACCUUGAGGAAGCAGAAACCGGCGAUAACCAUGUGGAUGCCGAAACCGGAGAUGGCCAGGGUGAAGGGCAGAGCCAACAUGAUGGUUAUCGAGAUGGCUCGACAGGAGGAGUGUAUCUCACCAGAUAUCCGGUGCAGGUUGUGGGGCUGACUUUUUCCGUGGGUGGUCGGGUGGUGUUUUUGCUUCAACUGAGAUGUGUUAGGUACGGCCGCGAUGAGGUUGAGGAUGAACCAAGGGAGGAAUGUGAAGAUGCUGAUGGACAAGAGGGAGAAUAUGAAGAUCAUGAAGAUGACGAAGGAGAUGAAGGAGAUGACGAAUAUGAAGAAGACGAAGAGGAAUACGGCGGCGGCGGCGGCGACGAUGACGACGGCGACGGCGACUACCCCAGUGACAGCGACUCUGACCACCAUCAACACCUAUAUGGGGAAGACGAAUAUGUGUGCAUCCUCCCCGACUGCCCCGAGAGACUUCUUAUCAUUCAAGAACGAUUAGAAACCCGCCGGGACUUCUUCCGGGACGCGAUGAUGAUAAUGCAUGGGAAAUAUGCGCACUUGUUGGAUGUGUCCGAGAUGGGGGACGAUGCGCAGGGAUAUUUUCCCACUGAAAAGCCGUGGGAGAGUGAAGAGGCGAGACUGGAGUGGGAAGGGUUCUUGAACCGGGUGCCCCAGUUGGUUUGCUGUGAUGCAGACAACAAUCUACCUUGCAGCAUAGACGAUAUCAAUGACUUCUACGCCCUACGGGCAUGGAUGUUGGAACUGCUGCCCUGGGUGGUUGAGUCACCCCCUUUGGCUAUAAGUAUCAGUCGCGAUUGGUGGCCACUCUGGAGGGCGAGAUGGUCUAGCCUGAGCUGGUUGGGUACAGAUACAGAGGAUGGGGACUACUCCAGCUUCUCCCGGUGUGCGACAGGCGCACUCGGGAAUGAGAGCAUGUCAUGCCUAUGGAUGUAUGAGGUUUUGUCUGGCGAGAGAGGACAGCGCAGCGAAGCAAUCCAGACGGUCAUCCUCAUGACAGAGCCCAGCAUGGCAGCCUCUCAGGCACCCGAGCUGAAAAAUAUCAUGAAGGAGAUGCGUGCUCUCCUCGACCGCCUCGAUGCUCUCGAGGACAUAAACACCACCAACGACGCCAAGGACGCUACUAUCCACGGCACCGACAGCGAGACCCUGAUUGACUACACCCAGCCAGUGAAAGAAAGAGGUCCCAGAGUCUCCUUGAACGAUGUCUUGGAGUGGUUCAACCUGAGGAGCGCGACCUACAACCACGAGCGGGCUACGGUCUUCACGCCGGAGAAAUUCCCAAAAAUGUUGUGGGAAAACAUGCGAGCGACCCGUGGGGUGGAGAAAAGCCAAAUCACACGGUCUAUGAUGGAGCUUCAGGUGGACCGGUUUAUUAUCCCGGCGCUCCUCCAAGCUUGCGGUAUCACCGGUACCGGCUUCAUCUUUGCGGACGAAGUCGCGCCGUCGAAGAGAAAGGAACAGCCACGGUUCUUCAGCGCGGCGGCCCCAGAGCCUGCUGAUACUGUUACUGUCGAACAAUCCGGACCCGCAGGCACCCAGAGGCUGCGUAUGUGCGCCACGCCCAUGCUUCAAAUGACCCACCUCGCCGACAAGGAGGAAACCAGUCCCUUUUUCUUAAUGACCGCCAGACCGGACCGGGGAGAGGCCGCGAAGGCCGACUUCACCAUGGCCCUGGCGAUUGCGGACCACAACAACAAGCUCAAGGGAAAGAACCGUAUCCUAUACGGCAUGCUGGUCGCCGCAGACAUUGUUACUUUUGCAGAAGUGUCUGAGGACGUCAUAUCCUACGGCCCUGAGGUCGAAUUUGCCAAGGAAGAGGACGUAGUCAGGGUCUGCAAGCACGUGGCCGAACUUCUUACCAGAGUUGCACUGCUUGGUACCUUGCUUAGCUCCUAG
Aspergillus brunneoviolaceus CBS 621.78 is the source of this 2112-nucleotide messenger RNA. RefSeq lists its product as uncharacterized. Lineage: Eukaryota; Fungi; Ascomycota; Eurotiomycetes; Eurotiales; Aspergillaceae. The record is from RefSeq and is a predicted model, not a curated record. The coding region runs from base 1 to 2112 and encodes 703 amino acids. The transcript is spliced from 9 exons.